AUGGGGCUGGGGGAAGAUUCAGAGGAGCUUCUGACCGUGUUGACAAGGCUUCCCCGCCUUCGCACCUUGACACUCCAGGAGGCUCGCAGCUUGGACAGGCUAGUGGAGUCUGACGGUUCGUCAUUGCAGGAGCUACGACAGCUGAACAUCAGAACCAUGUAUGAAGAACUUGCAGAGCUGCCUGCGGCCAUCACCACUCUCCACCACCUGACACCCAUUCAAAUCCAUGCCCGGACGUUAUCUUCCCUUCCAGAUACCUUGGGGGCAUUCUCAAGGCUGCGCAAGCUGGACUUAUCCCUCUGCUCAUCCCUCACGCGUCUCCCUGCUUCCCUCACGCAGCUCUCCUGCCUGCGUUAUCUAAACCUCAGCUACAGCAGCAUCCGCAUGCUUCCUCCUAACUUUGCUCGGCUCAGCAGACUCAAGAAGCUCAAUAUCUAUAACUGCAAGCACCUUGAAGCGCUGCCUGACGACAUUUGUAAUCUCAGAAUGCUCGAACGCUUUUCUACUGUGGGGUGUGAUAUGCUCCAGCGUUGA
This is a messenger RNA of Closterium sp. Yama58-4, 534 nucleotides long. Lineage: Eukaryota; Viridiplantae; Streptophyta; Zygnematophyceae; Desmidiales; Closteriaceae. The record is from the annotation of a GenBank genome assembly.